AUGUUUGGCCAGUUUCGCUUUCGAACUCUGUUCCCCCUUUAUCUCUUCUGCUGCGCGCUCCUUGGCCUGGUUGUCUGGGGACUUUGGUUCGGCGUCAAUUCAGAUCGUGAUAAUGUCCCGGUUCUGCUGAAUCAUUUGAUUCCGGCUGGUCACUGCGCCUGUCAAGCAGCGUUGGAUUUCAAAUGCGACACCUGCCUCCACUGCCCGGCAGAAGCGCCCACCUCUUCGCCAAACAAAACUCGGGAAUAUAACCCGGUCUACGACGCACAAAAUCUAUCGCUCAGCGAUGCGCAAUGUCAGGGUUUCUUCCCAGGCCUAUUCGAAGACAUCUAUCGCGCCCAAAAGGUGUGGGAUGAUCGAGGCGGAAUCACCAUGGAGGACCUAGACAACAUCGGGCUAGUCGAUAGUAUGGCACGGGCGGCCAUCAUCGACGGACAAUUAUAUGUGAAAGCGACGCGAGCGCACAACGACGACCAUCGACGCAAGAUCCUGGGAACACUCAGCGCCAUUCAUCGGGCUCUAGUGACAAAUCCCGACGCAGCGAUCCCAUCAACGGAGUUCGUGUUUUCUGUCGAAGACAAGCUAGACGAUGUGGCUGGACCGCAUCACCCACUUUGGAUUUUGGCCCGGAAGCCAGACGAGGAGGCUGUCUGGCUGAUGCCGGAUUUCGGCUUCUGGUCAUGGAACAACGGCCACACCGACAUGCCGAUCGGGCCGUACAGUUUGGUGGUGGAUCGCAUCGUUCAUCGCGAGAAGGAUGAGUUUCCUUGGGACGAAAAGGAGGAGAAGUUGGUGUGGCGAGGGAAGUUGAGUUUUGCAGCCAAGAUGCGACGAGGACUGUUGGAAGCAGCCAGGGACGAGCCGUGGGGCGACAUCAAGGAGGUGGACUGGCACCGGAAGGAUAACUUCAUGACGAUGGAGGACCACUGCCGAUAUCGAUAUAUCGCUCACGUUGAAGGUCGAUCAUAUUCCGCCUCGUUGAAGUACCGACAAGCGUGCAAGUCAGUGGUAGUCGCACACAAACUCCAGUUCAUCCAACAUCACCACUACCUUCUUAUAUCCUCCGGCCCAGACCAGAACUUUGUCGAAGUAGAUCGGGACUUUUCCGACCUGCCGGACAAGAUGCAGAUCCUUCUCGACGACCCAGCAUUAUCGGAACGAAUUGCCAACAACAGCGUGGCCACCUUUCGAGAUCGUUAUCUGACUCCAGCGGCUGAAGCAUGCUACUGGCGCAAGCUGCUAGAUGGAUGGACAUCUGCAUCGCAGAAUAUUAGCAAGACAAUUCAGCCGUCGUCAACGACGGACGAGCUCUUACGGUUCGAAUCAUUCCUUUUGCUUGACAGUGAAGCUAUGAUGGAUUUCUCAGUGCAAUUGUCGAAUAAUCUCUCAUGUGAGGUGAAUGAUGGUCCUCAAAUAGCAUUGGAAGGGCUCUUGGUCAAUGUAUCUCGAUCGGUGCUGCUGGGAUUCGUGCUCCUAACAUCAUGGGUCGUCUACAAUUUGUUCAUAUACCCUCAAUUCGUCAGUCCCUUAAGAUUCCUUCCUCGCGCGAAGGGCGGCUAUCCAAUCCUUGGUCACGCCUUGGUCCGAUUCAAACAACCCUUAGGACAAGAUUACGUGCGAUUCAUGGAAGAAGUACCCAACGAGGGGAUAAUUCUCUUCCGCGACCUAUUCAACUCAGACCACCUACUCCCCACGAGCACCGCAGCCCUCGAAGAGAUUCUAUCCAAGAAACCAUACAUAUUCGAGAAGCCCAGCGAAUUACGGGAAUACACCAGCCGGUUUUUAGGACGGGGGCUCCUCACUACAGAGGGUGAAAUCCACAAACGCCAGCGCAGAGACAUCACGCCGAAUUUCACUCUGCGGCAUACGAGACAGCUUGCACCGUUGUCAUGGACUCGAAGUAUGGAGUUGGUUCGGGGUAUUGCCAGCGAGGUUGAGUCGCAAGCACAGAUUGAUGGCUCCAUAGAUCAGGUGAAUAGAUCAGGGAUUGUGGAUAUGAAUGUCUGGGCUACGCGCAGAACGUUAGAUAUUCUGGGGACUGUCGGGCUAGGACGGGAUAUCAAGGCAAUUGAUAAUUCGCGGAUUGAGAUCCAAGAGGCCUAUACGGCGGCAUUUACGGCAACGUGGAGGAAAACAUUCCUGUACACUGCGAUCUGUUGCAGGCUGAACUGGUUGAUCGACUGGAUUCCAUGGAAGGUGGAUGAGCGGUUCAAUAGGGCGACUGACUAUCUGAGACAAUUUUGCCGGGAGUCCAUCGAUGAAAGCAGACGGAGGAAGCAAGACAGUGGGACGAGCUCGCCUAAUCUGCUAGCUAAGCUCAUCGAAUCGAACAAAUUCACGGAUGACGACCUUGUCGAUCAAUCGCUGACGUUCCUGGCAGCGGGACACGAAACAGUAGCCGGCACAUUAGGGUGGUCCGUCUAUCUUCUUGCCAGCCAUCCCAGCAUCCAGACUGCUCUCCGUGAAGAGAUCCUGUCUCGUGGCUCACCCGAAGAGUGGGCCUUGCAAAGUCCCGACAUCGCGACUCGUCUGGAAUACAUUCCUCUUCUCAAUGCCGUGUGCAAUGAAACCAUCCGUCUCUAUCCAACCGUACCACUGACCCCCCGUGUCGCGAAAGAAGACACGUCUAUCCUAGACUGCCCCGUUCCCAAAGGCACUCGAGUGAUGCUAGCACCGUGGGCGAUCAACCGGGCCCCGCAUCUCUGGGGACCGACGGCGAAUGAAUUCAAACCAGAGCGAUGGAUCGACGAGACGACGGGCGAGGUAAACAAGAAGGGAGGUGCUGAGAGCUCAUAUGCCAUGCUGUCGUUCCUGCAUGGGCCACAUAAUUGUAUGGGGUCGGGGUAUGCGAAGGCGGAACUUCGGAUUAUGGUGGCUGCGUUGGUGACGGCGUUCGAGAUGGAAUUGGCGGAUCCCCAGGAACCGGUGUUACCGAGUGGGAGAAUAGUGACGAGGCCAGGGGAUAAAAAUGAUCACCGACCGAUCGGGGGAGAUCCAGAGUCCAGACCUGCAUUUAAAAGCGUCGCGAUCCCCACCGUUCACCACAAUCCCCGACUGUUUCCUUUCCUCCACAUUCCCCGGACAAGACCUGCCAGUGUAGCCUCCCGCCAUGCCCUGGUCCAUUGCCCUCCCGCAGGCGAUCUUCGCCUCGCCCAUCUUCUCCGUCGCGACCCCGAUGGCCGGCGGUUCUCUGAUCGGUUAUCUCGUGAACGGUCAAUUCCCCCCGAUCCACUAAUUGACGAGCCUGCAAAGGCAUGGAACCGAUCGCUGAACUUCUUUCUAGGUGGCGGCAAAACGAAGCGCAAGUACCGAUCCCUGCGCCAACCUCCCUUCUACCCACCCGUCUGGGUCUUCCCGCCCGUCUGGACCUUCCUGUACGCGACCAUGGGCUACGCCAUCCACCAUGCCACCGUCACCGGCACCGUCACCUCCCUGAGCAACCCCUCCGCGACCACACUGCAGGGCUGGGCCGCUACCGCGCAGUCCUUGUACACGACGCAACUGGUUUUCAACUACCUGUGGAUGCCGCUGUUCUUCUCUGCGCGGAAACCCAGCUACGCGUUGGUGGAUCUCGUCCUGCUCGGAGGCAACGUAGCGGCGUUGAUCGGGACCCUGUGGAACAACGAUCGCACAGCGGCCUUGAUGCUGGUGCCCUAUUCGCUGUGGACUGGGUUUGCGGCCUACCUGAACGUGGGAGUCGGGGUGCUGAACAACUGGACGAUUGAGGAGAAGAAGCAGGAGUAA
This is a messenger RNA of Aspergillus affinis, 3744 nucleotides long. Its product is annotated as cytochrome P450. The record is from RefSeq and is a predicted model, not a curated record. Gene Ontology annotation, cellular component: membrane. Bases 1 to 3744 code for a protein of 1247 amino acids. NCBI's taxonomy places the organism in Eukaryota, Fungi, Ascomycota, Eurotiomycetes, Eurotiales, Aspergillaceae. The transcript is spliced from 6 exons. Gene Ontology annotation, molecular function: heme binding; oxidoreductase activity, acting on paired donors, with incorporation or reduction of molecular oxygen; monooxygenase activity.